UGUUGCCGGCGGACUUUGGCGCUCUGACAAGUUGCCGUGAAGCGCCCGAUGUCCCGGGACCUACUAAUUAUCCGACUCGGCCUCCAGAGAGACAGAGAGAGAAAGAGAAAUAGAGAGUAAACUCGCCUUUAUAGUACACACACCAUGUAAUAUCUCAUCCGUAAGCGCGUCAAUAAUAGUGAUGAAGGUUUAUGUUGGAAAUUAACAUACUGAAAUAAGCGAGACAGCUGGUGAAGGGCUUCACGGAUUAUUUCCCUCCAGUGAAAGGACGAACCCUUUUGAUUUAGGAUCCGAGAUCGCAUCACAAAAAAUAAUGACCACUGCGUGUGUAUUCCUCCCUGUGAACUGCAUAACUCUUUUUACGGAAUUUUCAUAGAAAUUCGCCGAUUCUCCCUCCAUGCUAAUCGCUUUUAUAUGCACCGAGGAAGGAGACUAGUGUAAUUUACUGCAUUAAUAGAUCAGUAAAGCCUCUGAAUCUGAUCACGAACCCUGGAAUGCUAAUAGAAAAUAUCUUUCACCGGAGAUGCUGUCAGCAUAUCACUUUCAUACGGAGGAUGGGACGUUUCGAGCUUGGAUCAGAAAUGUGGAAGCAAUCUGAGGUUCGGGAAACACGGGAAAUGAAAUCUGCGGAGUUACCAAGGAGAUCAUGAAAGUUAUAUAAUUAAUAUUUUAUCGCGAAUUUUCUACUAUAAGCUCUGAGAAAAGAAUGCGAUUUUGUUCACCGCUGGUAUUAUCAGCGUAAUCCUCACUCUCAAAGAAGUUUGCGCAAUAGGAUGCUCUCUUUUUGUGCUUGUUAGUGCUAUCAUGGAGAUUGGGUUUGAAUUUUAAACAGUUGAACAUUUUAUUUGAUUGAACUUGUUGUUGACCCUCAUUCCGAUGGAUUUAGGACCCUACGAUAACGUGGAGUUUCCGGUCCAGCGACAAGGGGCGAUAAAUUCCUGGGAGGGCGAGUCCGGGUACUCGAGCCCUCAACCCAAACCUUACACCCAGGCUGUGAUGCGGGACAAAGUGACGUCAUCUCUCGCCCCCGUGUUUGAGAAUGACGAUGGGUCCGAGAAUUCGGAACUUCCUAAAGUCGAGGACCAGAGACAAAAGGUAGUUGUGACUCCAGCCCCAGAACCCAUUCCCGUCGAAAAAAAGGAAACGGGAGUAAGUUACAACAAAGGGGUGUAUGUUAUCAACGAACCCAGCCAGAUGAACAACCACAAACCUCUACCCCUCGUACCCGCCACACCCAAACCAUUACCAUCACCCUCAGCCAACUCUAAGGUUAAGGACACAAAGACCGUCAUCAUUGAACAACCAAGAUCCAUAACAACGGCCUUGACCCGGGCCGAUUUCAAUCCAAGGUCACAACAGGUUCUUGACAAGGCCUACACAAGUCACAGACAUUUCUACAAGUUGAAUGAGACCAUUCUGGACCAAGCCAAUGAGAUGAAGGAGGAUGUAUGGGACUUGAAGGGACGGCCCGGAGAGAUGCUGACCUAUGAACAAUUAAUUCAAGGUAUGCUGGAGGAGGGGGAGAUGUUAGUACUGGGGGGAUCAUGGCUGUACUACAAUAACAUCGACUUUCUGGACGCAGAGGGGAAAGGUUCCAUUAAGCCAUCCAUUGGGAAAGGUCGUCUAUGCCUGACCAAUCAACGACUGCUGAUACUGUCUGCCGAAAGCGUGCUGGAUGCUGACCUGAGUGAGUACGGGGACCCCACGCGUACAGACGGGGGCUACAAGAUCCAGAUCGCCAAGUUCAACAGCGUCUACGUCCAGAACCUCCCGCUAGCCUGCUUACAGGGCGUGGAACUCUCGGUCAGUGUCGGUACGGCCGAGGAGAGCCGAGUGUCCGUCAGAGACCCCGUAUGUGACGGACUGUGUGCAUGUUUCGGGAUUGGACGUUGUGCCAUCACCUGGAGGAGGUCUGAUCCGCUCCCCAUUCUCAUCAACCGGCGUGUCCUGACCCUUGGGGUGAAGAUGCCACCGUGGCUGACCAAGACCUUGAUCGUUGUUCACUUGAAUCCGGAGAUGCCAUUGAACAUGGCUAGAGACUUUGUCGCCAAACUUCACCACCACGCCCCUCUUUAUAACGAGCGUGCGCAGGGCUACACCAGCGUGUGACGGAGUCCCGUGUGUGUCUAUAGGCAGUGUAGAUUUGUAAAUAAAUUAUCUAAAUGCA
Messenger RNA from Magallana angulata, 2167 nucleotides. RefSeq lists its product as uncharacterized. The coding region runs from base 877 to 2109 and encodes 410 amino acids. The transcript has 5 exons. The record is from RefSeq and is a predicted model, not a curated record. NCBI's taxonomy places the organism in Eukaryota, Metazoa, Mollusca, Bivalvia, Ostreida, Ostreidae.